Molecule: messenger RNA, 2027 nt
Organism: Amborella trichopoda
Lineage: Eukaryota; Viridiplantae; Streptophyta; Magnoliopsida; Amborellales; Amborellaceae
Product: RAP release 2, galactose-binding-like domain protein, putative (DUF1997)
Source: RefSeq, a predicted model, not a curated record
UUUGGCUGUCUAAACCGCGCCUCUCGCUCUCUUAUGAAAACCGCACCUCUUCCCACUCUUUCUGAAACACACGUCUACCUUCUGUUUUGGGCUAAAACUGCCCUCUCUUUCUGCUAAAACCUCUCUCUUUCCCUCUCUUUCUCUCUCCUCUUAUUGCGUUGGAAAGUAGGAAAUGGCUAUGAAUUUGUCACUCCCUAUAAACAAAACAACGAAGCUUCUGCUACCUCCAUGUUCCUUGCUCCAUGGCGGAAGGAGCAGAAGAAAUGCCAUGCGUGUUUGUGCUUCUUUUGACCCUCUGAGGAGCAGAAUAUUCCCUAGAGACGCUUCUUCUUCCUCUAUUGGGAAACAACCAGUUGGCAUUGAACCAAGAGCUCGCUUCUCCGCUAGUCGAACACAGACUGUUAAAGUUCGUCAGCUCCGGCGCCCUCUUGCUGAUUACAUGAGCCUCCCGGCUAGCCAGUACUCAGUGUUGGAUGCAGAGAGAAUCGAGCGUGUCGAUGACAAUACCUUUCGUUGCUAUGUAUAUCGAUUCAAGUUCUUUGCGUUUGAAGUUUGCCCUGUUCUUCUGGUUCGAGUUGAGGAGGAGCCCAAAGGGUGCUGCAUUCGCCUACUCUCUUGCAAGCUUGAAGGUUCCCCUUUUGUGGUUGCACAGAAUGAAAAAUUCUCAGCUUCUAUGGUGAAUAAAAUUUCCUGCAGUACUAGUAACGGCAACUCAUCAGUUGAACAACUUAAAUCGGAGACAACUAUAGAGGUUGUCAUCGAGAUACCAUUUGCUUUUCGAGCAAUACCAGAGGAAUUGAUUGAAUCAACGGGAAAUCGAGUUCUAGAACAGUUGCUUGGGAUCAUGCUUCCACGAUUCAUGGCUCAGGUUCUGCAGAUAAAUGAAUCAAGGUUUGGGCAAAGAGAAAAGGGGCCAAAAAACGACAAGCUUGUGGCCAUGCUAGAAAGACGCAGAUCCAUCAACCGGCCUUGAGCAUAGAUGCCUCGGUGCUUUACUAUGGUUCAGGUGAUAGGUUAAAUUUGGUUUGGGAAAGAGGAGAGUGCUCAAGACAUGACCUAGCUGUCGCCUGAUGGGUCAUAAUUCCUUACAGAGACUGGACCCUACACAGAAAGAGAGGCUGCAACCGAGAGAGAGGGAGGAGGGGGGGCGGCUUGGGGGAAAGAGACUGCAAACCUGUCCUAAUUAAUUCCUUAGAGAGAGACUAUAACCUAGAAUGAGAGUGCAAUCCACAGAGAGUCUGUUAUUCUGGUGGAUGUCUCUUUAACCCUAUCCUCUGACAUCUUCGAGCGACCCUAUAAACCUGAAAUUUAUGCAAAUCACAUCAAAUUCUACACCUCUCCCUCUCUUGCUUUCACUGAAUUCCCCAAUUUUACAAUUGUCUCUCUUUUCAUUCUUUUGCAACUCCUUAUGUCUGCAGUUUCUGCCCCUGGCUCCACCCCAUGGCUUACACAUAAUUCCCAACUAGAACCUCCUGAACCACCACCAAUUUUACCAGAUAUGGAACCAGAUGAACCCCAAAAGGACCCUGAACCUUCCAUAUCAGAACAUCAACCAGGACAAGAAGAAAAAGUAGAGCUAACCCUGCUAUCCCCUCUCAAAACUGACAAUACUCUAGACCUUCUCUCUCUAUAUUACCUAAUGGAUUUUUAGACAGAGAGAGGUUUUAGAGAGAGGAGAUUGUGAGAGAGGGAUGUGAACAUUUGAGAGAGGUGAAGAUCUUCUCAGAUAAAGGAAAAGAAAUGAUGUAUGUUCAUUGAAUUUCAGUGUCUGGUGAAAAUUUCGGUGAGUUUCAAUUGAGAGCUCCACAUCAGGAAAAAGUGGCAGCCAACAAUCCUCAUCCACAUAUCGAUGUUAAUGUAGUUUAUGAAAGUCUACCACAUGACCAUUGGCAUUUUAAAAGAAAAUGUCGGCUCAUUUCCCUUUACAACAAUGCUUAUGGGUGGAUAUUGACGUGGUUUUUUUUAGUACUUUUUACCUGUUUAUUGCCUGGAUUUAAUAUUUAUUCCAUCCAAUUAUUUGAUGAUCU